AUGGUUCUUGUUUUAGUAUGUUCUUGUAUAGAUCAAAGGACAUCUACGUCGGCGCAACCAACCUAUUCGAAAAGUAUCCAGUUAAGUAUUUACACUGUUGCAUUCAUUUAUAUGCACCUUGACCUUGAUUCGAUUCAAGUGGCAGGCCUCGAUGAAAGGAGUACACAGAUAAGAAAGCCAACGGCUCCACGGCCUUGGUGUCGUUCACCCGGCAUCAUUAUGCAUGAGGACGAUUGCACAUGUUAG
Messenger RNA from Fusarium verticillioides 7600, 246 nucleotides. RefSeq lists its product as hypothetical. The record is from RefSeq and is a predicted model, not a curated record. Lineage: Eukaryota; Fungi; Ascomycota; Sordariomycetes; Hypocreales; Nectriaceae. The transcript has a single exon. Bases 1 to 246 code for a protein of 81 amino acids.